Molecule: messenger RNA, 756 nt
Organism: Cheilinus undulatus (humphead wrasse)
Lineage: Eukaryota; Metazoa; Chordata; Actinopteri; Labriformes; Labridae
Product: rano class II histocompatibility antigen, A beta chain-like
Exons: 5
Coding region: 1-756 (251 amino acids)
Biological process (GO): immune response; antigen processing and presentation of exogenous peptide antigen via MHC class II; peptide antigen assembly with MHC class II protein complex
Cellular component (GO): MHC class II protein complex; membrane
Molecular function (GO): MHC class II protein complex binding
Source: RefSeq, a predicted model, not a curated record
AUGGAUGUAGCUCUCCUGGAGAGGAGAGGUGGGCAGAACUUCCUCCCAAGUGGAUAUGUGAUGCAGGGAAUGGCAGACUGUGAGUAUGGAGAUGACAUUACAGAUAUGGUCUACUUUGUAAAAAACGUGUUUAACCAGGAGAUUAUGACUAUUUAUGACUCUCGGGUUGGGAAGUAUGUUGGCUACGGAGAAGUAGGCAUAAGGAACGCAAACCAUUACAACUCACAGCGCUGGAAAAUGCAGCUCAGGAAAAUUGAAGUGGAUACUAUCUGCAGAUACAGUGCAAGAUAUUACAACAGGACCCUACAUGACAGGAAAGUACCUCCGGUUGUCAGAGUCCGUCAGACCAAGCCAGCAGACUACGGGGAGCAGUCCAUGCUGGAGUGCAGCGUUAUGGGUUUUUUUCCUCAGGAAGUGAGAGUGAGCUGGCUAAGGGAUGGGGAAGAGAUCACUACAGAUGUGACGUCCACAGAUAUCAUGCCCAACGGGGACUGGAGUUACCAGCUGCAUUCUUAUCUGGAGUUUAUACCCAAGAGAGGGGAGAGGGUGACCUGCAGGGUGGACCACAGCAGCCUGCAGCAGAGCCUGGAUGUGGACUGGGACACGUAUCCACUGGAUUCUAAACACAUGAAGAUGGCUGUGGGGUUUAUCGUCUUCUUCACUGGUUUCACCACAGCUGUAGGUGGAGCAGCUUACUAUUGGUGGAAAAAGAGGUCCGACUUCAGCCCAGUAGGAAGACAAGAUCCAGAAUUAUAA